AUGCGCCAUGGCCGCGGUCCCUAUCGCCUCCCACCAUGCCACCCUUCGGAACGAACAAAACCUUGUCACUGUUCUUACCGAGUCGCUCCACAUCAGAGCCUUUCAUACUUCACACCCACCCUCUCACGCGCGCCGCUCCACGUCAUCACCCUCAUCAUCGGCGCGCUACUCUCUUCUUCCUCGUUUCCCGCCUCGCACACUCGCGACGUCGCUGCUCCGCGCCUCGCGGUAGCGCAAGGCGGCGAGGCCGCGUCGCUGAAAGCCGCGUUCCUCGUUGAAGCGUGGUCGGAAGCAUACGGGCUGGGCGGAGACUCUGUGCUUCCCCCUUCCGCCGUCCCCCUUCCCCCCGGCGUGCCCGCUGCGCCGCACCUGGAGGACUGCGCGCGAGUGAGCGCUGAGCGGGAGGCGUGGGAGCGGAGAGGCGCGCUGGGAGAGGAGCCCGCUUGGACCCGCGGAGCCCCAAGGCAGGCGGAUGCUGCUGCUGCCGGUGAUACUUCCCCUGGGUGCUCGGGGCAAGCGCAAGGGGAGGAGGUCCCGCAGCCGCCAUGGAUCAGAGGGCCAGAUGAAGCCAGUCUGCCGUUGACACGUGUCGUGCAGAGAGACAUCUGGCAAAACCAGUUCCCCCCUGGCGAUUGCACCGACAGGCGCCUCCUUGUAGCCCACUGGGCCAAAUCCACGUCGCACGGCGUUGGCUCCCAGAUCCACUACCUGAGCGCACUGCUGAGUGUGGCUAUGCGUCACAACCGCACCCUCGUGGCUCAACCCGACGCCUUCGACCGCGCUCGCACCCCGUCCUGUGAAGCUGGACAACAGAUUUUCUUCCCUCCAUUUCCCCGUUUCCCCUCCUCCUCCGCGUUUCCUUCCUCCCUACCCCUCCCCUUCAGCCUCUGGGGUGACGCCUUUCUGGCCUCGCCCUGCACUGUGCAGCUGGACGCCAAACUCGCAGCUCUUUCUGGACUUCAACACAAGGUAGGGAGGGACUUGUUGCGCUGCAAGCUGCAGUUGUAUCACGCGGAGGAGCAGGUGGUGGUGCUCUCUCUCACCACCUGCUCCUCCGCGCGAGAGAGUUGUGAGAGAGUGCGCCACCACCUGCUCCUUCUCGUGAUACGGCUGCAGUAUGCAGCGCAGCGAGUCCCUCUCCUGCACUUUUUGGGGACGAAAUGUUGGCCGUGUUGGCAUGGGAGCAUGUGCGCGUGUGGGGUUGGGAGUGUGACAGCAGUGAGUGGCUGGUGGCGGGCACACUCAGUGCAUUGGUGGCGGGCGCAGGCGGUGCGAUUCAUCAUGCGGUGGCCGUCGGCGCAUCUCUGCCACGUCACCAACCAGGAGAGGCACCGCGCCUUCGGCAUGCUCGCAGCCAAUCUUGUCACUCGAUUCCUGCACACCCAAUCAGAAACCCUCUCCUCCCUCUCUCACAGCACCACCCCUGCUGCUGCCGCCUCUUCUGCACCUAUUCCUCUCAACGUCCCAGCCAAUGCAACUGACUGGGAGGCAAAGAGGAGAAGAGCGGCAGAUCGGUUGGCAGCUCUUGCAGGUUCAUCCUUGUCCUUCCACUCAGACGCCACUGGCAGUGCCACAGGGGGUGGUGACAAUGUUAACGGCACGGAUGCCAGCUUGUUGCUGGGAGUGCAGGAGCCGUACAUGCCGCGGCCUAUAGUGAGUCUGCAUGUAAGGGGUACGGACAAGUUUGCAGAGAUGGGGCUGACCUCCCUCGACUCCCACAUCUUCCACAUGAACCGCCUCCGCCACCACGGGCUUGACCUCUCCCACGUCUGGCUCAACACCGAGACCCAGGCCAAUGUGGACCGAGCGGUGGCGGAUCACCUCUCCUGGAGUUUCUUCUACUCGUCGAAUGCGCGGCAGCAGGAAGCUGUGGGGGGGCUGCGGGAGUAUGAGUGGGCGCAGUCGGUGGCGGUGAGCCUUGCUAGCGUGUUGAUCGCUGCGCAGUGCGAUUACUUUGUCGGCAGCCUCGGCUCUAACUGGAGUCGCCUCAUGAACGAGCUUCGCUCCACCAAUGGACGGCUGGGUGCUGGAUUCAUUGCUGACAAUGUUGAGGAAUGGUGA
This is a messenger RNA of Closterium sp. Naga37s-1, 2061 nucleotides long. Lineage: Eukaryota; Viridiplantae; Streptophyta; Zygnematophyceae; Desmidiales; Closteriaceae. The record is from the annotation of a GenBank genome assembly.